This is a messenger RNA of Labrus mixtus (cuckoo wrasse), 3092 nucleotides long. RefSeq names its product minichromosome maintenance complex component 3 (gene mcm3). Gene Ontology annotation, cellular component: MCM complex; nucleus. NCBI's taxonomy places the organism in Eukaryota, Metazoa, Chordata, Actinopteri, Labriformes, Labridae. Gene Ontology annotation, biological process: mitotic DNA replication initiation; DNA strand elongation involved in DNA replication; double-strand break repair via break-induced replication. Gene Ontology annotation, molecular function: ATP binding; ATP hydrolysis activity; single-stranded DNA helicase activity. The record is from RefSeq and is a predicted model, not a curated record. The transcript is spliced from 17 exons. Bases 109 to 2550 code for a protein of 813 amino acids.
GGCGCGAAAACCCAGCAUUCGGGUAGUUGGAUGUCAGCGGAGCACACUGUGGGGAAGUUUGUUUCAAUAUUUUAAGAAUCCCUAAAGUCGAAUAAACAACCGAUUAAAAUGGCAACCGACGUCGUAGAUGACCAGGAGAUGAGGGAGGCCCAGAGGGAUUAUCUGGACUUUCUGGAUGACGAUCAAGAUCAGGGGGUGUACCAAAGCAAAGUCCGGGACAUGAUCAGUGAAAAUAAAGCUCGACUCAUCGUCAACAUCAACGACCUGAGGAGACGCAACGAGGCCCGGGCUGCAAAACUCAUGGGUAAUGCGUUUGAGGAGCUGCUGGCCUUCCAGCGGGCUCUGAAAGACCUCGUGGCCUCGGUCGAUGCCACCUACGCCAAGCAGUACGAGGAGUUCUUCAUCGGCCUGGAGGGCAGCUUCGGCACCAAGCACGUCACCCCGAGAACUCUGACGUCCCGCCUGCUGGGCAGCAUGGUGUGCGUGGAAGGCAUCAUCACCAAGUGCUCUCUGGUGCGUCCUAAAGUUGUGCGCAGCGUCCACUACUGCCCAGCCACCAAGAAGACGAUGGAGAGGAAGUACACGGACAUGACCUCCCUGGAUGCCUUCCCCUCCAGUGCCAUCUACCCUACCAAGGAUGAUGAGAACAACCCUCUGGAGACAGAGUUUGGCCUCUCCAGCUACAAGGACCACCAGACCAUCACAGUACAGGAGAUGCCAGAGAAAGCGCCUGCUGGUCAGCUGCCCCGCUCAGUGGACAUCAUCCUGGACAACGACCUGGUGGACGUGGUCAAACCCGGAGACAGAGUGCAGGUCAUCGGGACGUACCGCUGCCUGCCUGGCAAGAAGGGAGGGUUCACCUCCGGCACGUUCAGGACCAUCAUGAUCGCCUGCCAUGUCAAACAAAUGAGCAAGGAAGUGGCCCCCCACUUCUCGGCCGACGAUGUCGCCAAAAUCAGGAACUUCAGCAGGACUCGCUCCAAGGAUGUGUUCGAUCAGCUGGCUCGCUCCCUUGCUCCCAGUAUCCACGGCCACGAGUACAUCAAGAAGGCCAUUCUUUGCUUGCUGCUGGGCGGUGUGGAGAAGGUGCUGGAAAACGGGUCCCGCAUCAGAGGAGACAUCAACGUCCUUCUUAUUGGUGAUCCAUCAGUGGCCAAGUCCCAGCUGCUGCGUUAUGUCCUCCACACAGCACCCAGGGCCAUCCCCACCACUGGGAGAGGCUCGUCCGGAGUGGGUCUGACCGCCGCGGUCACCACAGACCAGGAGACAGGUGAGCGUCGUUUGGAAGCCGGUGCCAUGGUGCUGGCCGACCGCGGCGUUGUCUGCAUUGAUGAGUUCGACAAAAUGUCCGACAUGGAUCGCACAGCCAUCCACGAGGUGAUGGAACAGGGCCGAGUCACCAUCGCAAAGGCCGGCAUCCACGCCCGCCUCAACGCCCGCUGCUCAGUGCUGGCCGCUGCCAACCCCGUCUACGGCCGGUACGACCAGUACAAAACCCCCAUGGAAAACAUCGGCCUGCAGGACUCCCUGCUGUCACGUUUUGACCUCCUGUUCAUCGUGCUGGAUCAGAUGGAUCCUGAGAUGGACCGGGAGAUCUCUGAUCACGUGCUGAGGAUGCACCGCUACAGGGACCCUCGUGAGCAGGAGGGAGCAGCCAUGGCUUUUGGGGGGACAGUGGAAGUGCUCACCACAGAAGACCCGGAUGCAGUGGCAGAAGAGCAGGAAGAGCUUCAGAUCUACGAGAAACACAACAACCUGCUGCAUGGAACCAAGAGAAAGAAGGAGAAGAUUGUGAGCAAGGAGUUCAUGAGGAAGUACAUCCACAUUGCCAAGGCGGUGACCCCUGUGCUGACAGAGGAGGCAGCCAAUCACAUCGCAGAGGAGUAUUCAAGGCUGAGAAGCCAGGAGCAGAUGGGUGCUGAUAUCGCCAGGACCUCUCCAGUGACGGCCCGUACACUCGAGACUAUGAUCCGUCUGUCCACGGCACACGCCAAGGCGCGAAUGAGCAAAGCCGUGGAGCUGGAGGACUCCGAGGUGGCCGUGGAACUAGUUCAGUUUGCCUACUUCAAAAAGGUUCUGGAGAAGGAGAAGAAACGUUCGAGAAAAGACAAAGACUCUGGUUCAGAGGAGGAGGAGGAGGAGGUCACUCAGCCUUCACAGAAAACUACAAAGAAGAGGGGGCUGAGUGGCACUCAGGGCAGUGAUGCCUACAGCCCAUAUGACUUCAGUGAAGAUCAGGAUGUCCCUGAAAUCCAAGCAGGCACUCCAAAACCAGCCAAGGUACCGAGGGAGGAAGAGGAGGCGAUGGAUGCCACCUCCCAGGCUGAAGACACUGGGCUGUCUGCAGAGAGGCUGAAGGAGUUCAAGUCGUCCCUGUUCGCAGUGUUCCAGUCUGCUCACGCUCAGUCCGUGAAGAUGAAGACCCUGAUGGACGACAUCAACAAAGCGCUUGAGAAUCGCUUCACAGAGCCCGAAGUUCGAUCGGCUUUAGCCCGCAUGCAAGAAGACAACCAGGUCAUGGUCGCCGAUGACAUCAUCUUCCUCAUCUGAGGACAACGUGUGUUUCUUGAAUUGAUUCCACAGACUCUGAAAGAAACAGUGAUUUAUUACCAAAUGUACAUAAUGACCCCCCCCCCCCCCCCAUUUAUUUUUCAUCCAUUCUGUUGUUGUCUCUUUUUCUAUAAUGUUAACAUUCUGCUCACAUCAAUAACCCGUGAUCAUCAGGAACAGUUUAUUCUGAUGUUGGAUUGGGUUUCACUGGUGCAGCCUGGAGAAACAGAGCAGCACCCAGCUUCUUUUUUCUGAGCUGUAAAAAUAUAUUCAUGAACAUUUAUGAGCUUCAUCUGCAUCAACACACUGCCAUUAGAGUGAUUCCUGAACAGCUCAGUUCAUAUGAGGGAGGCAGGUUUUACAGUUCUGUGCAUUUACAACUUUUGUGGAGCAAUAAAACAGUCUGUGUAUUCAACACCAUAAAAAAGACAGUAUAGACCAGCACUAGUGUUGUCUGGAUGUGUAUAUAGUUCAAAACAAGUAUUGAAGUGGUGAAAAAACUGUAGUUAAAAAAUAAAUAAAUGUAACUCUUUUGAAAAUGA